Molecule: messenger RNA, 1846 nt
Organism: Choloepus didactylus (southern two-toed sloth)
Lineage: Eukaryota; Metazoa; Chordata; Mammalia; Pilosa; Megalonychidae
Product: cytochrome P450 3A4-like
Biological process (GO): steroid metabolic process; oxidative demethylation
Molecular function (GO): heme binding; iron ion binding; oxidoreductase activity, acting on paired donors, with incorporation or reduction of molecular oxygen
Source: RefSeq, a predicted model, not a curated record
CAACAAUGUAUGGAAUUUGGCCGUAUGGUUUUUUUAAGAAACUGGAUAUUCCUGGACCCAGACCCCUGCCGUUCUUUGGGACGUUUUUGGAAUAUCGCAAGGGUCUUUUGCAAUUUGACCUGGAAUGUUUUAGGAAGUACGGAAAAACAUGGGGCAUCUACGAUGGCAGACAGCCCAUCCUCGUCGUCCUGGGCCCCGUCCUCAUCAAGGUGGUCCUGGUGAAGGAGUUUUACACCGUUUUCACCAACCGAUGGGUAGGAUCCAACCCAAAUCCACUUUCGGACUUCGGUUUGAACGGAGGUUUGGAAUCGGGCCUCACCACUGCUGAGGACGAGAAGUGGAAAUGGAUCAGAACUGUCGUCUCCCCAACCGUCACCAGCGGGGAGCUCAAGGAGAUGCUCCUGCUCAUCCGGCACCCUGGAGAUGUGCUCGUGCAGAACGUCAGGAGGAGGGCGGCCCGGGGCGAGGCCGGGGACACGAAGGCGAUUUUUGGGGCCUACAGCCUGGAUGUCAUCAUCAGCACUUCUUUUGGCGUCGACACGGAGUCCAUCAAUAACCCCGACAACAUUAUUCUCUGCCACAUUAAGAAGUUGUUCUCAUUCAGUUUUUUGAGCCCUCUGAUCAUCCUCAUAGUGAUAUGCCCUUUCCUUGUGCCGCUGCUGAAAACAGAAAGGGAGAUGGUGGCCGUCAUCUCCGGACUGAACUUGCAGGUUGACCUGUUGCGCAGUGAGCAGAUGGGACACAGGCUGAAGUCUGGGAAACAGCCGGAGCCCCUCUUCCGGGGGUCGUCACUCCGGCUCAUGACUGAUUCCCAGGCCACAGCCAGUCUGGAAUCCAGCAGAGCUCUGACCGACAUGGAGAUCUCCGCUCAAGCCAGCAGCUUUAUUUUUGCCGGAUACGAAACCACAAGCUCAACGCUCAGCUUCAUCGCUUACAACCUGGCCACUCACCCAGAGGUGCAAGAGAAGCUUCAAGAGGAGACGGACCGCGCCUUUCCCGACAAGCACCCUCCUCUCCCGCAAGCGGAGCCGACCCACGGGACCCUCUUCCAGAUGGAGUUCCUGGACAUGGUGGUGAACGAGACCCUGCGGCUCUUCCCCCUGGGGCGCCUGGAGAGGGUGAAGAAGACCGUGGAGAUAAAUGGGCUGACCAUCCCCAGGGGGACGGUGGUGAUGGUCCCUGCCUACACCCUACACCGCGAUCCCGAGUACUGGCCUGAGCCGGAGGAGUUCCGCCCCGAGAGGUUCAAUAAAGCCAAGAGGGCGGCCCUGGAUCCCUACGUGUUUCUCCCCUUUGGAACCGGGCCCCGGAACUGUGUCGGGAUGAGAGUUGCCCUCCUCUCCUUGAAGGCAGCCCUUGUCGUGCUCCUGCAGAGUUUCUCCCUGGAGACUUGCCAAGAGACCCCGAUCCCCCUGGAACUGGACACCAAGGGCUUCAUGCAGCCUGAGAAACCCAUCGUGCUCAAACUCACGGCCAGAGCGAGAGCUGAGCCCCGGGACUGAAAGGCUCUGGGCUUAGGAAGCUCCGUCCGUCCUGCUCAGCUCUCCUGAGGAAGGAUCAGCGGUCCUGGAUCACACAGAAGCGAGGUGCCACCUGGGCAGAAGCCGAUUGCACUUUGGCUCUCCCCAACACCACACCCGGUGCUUGGACAACCUCACCUCCCGUAAUCACCACGUUAAAAGAAAGCUUGACCUGGAAUUCCAAGGCUUUCUCCUUGGAUGCUGAGAUCCUAUAUCCGCCCCCCCAGCAGUGCAAAAACGUGAAAACCCAACCCCUUCUUGUUGACCUAGUAAUUGGAGAGUCCCAUGUGAUCCGUGUCAUGCUGCUCAGUUCAUUAAAUUCUUGG